This is a messenger RNA of Pleurotus ostreatus (oyster mushroom), 480 nucleotides long. RefSeq lists its product as uncharacterized. Lineage: Eukaryota; Fungi; Basidiomycota; Agaricomycetes; Agaricales; Pleurotaceae. The record is from RefSeq and is a predicted model, not a curated record. The transcript has 3 exons. The coding region runs from base 1 to 480 and encodes 159 amino acids.
AUGGCGACUCGCGUCCUGAAAGCCAAAAUAUGGAUCAAUUCAAUCUGUAUGGGAGCCUUUUGGGUUCAUUUCACUUUCGCUGUCUCGAAAGCCUCGAAUUUGAUGAAAAUCCUCACCGCGAAACAACUCACAGUUGUUGUUAUUUCGCUGCCGGGCUUGGUCUUCUUCACCACCAUGGCUUCGACGUGGACGUAUCUCAUCUUGCUAUUUGGGCUGUCUCAGCCUUCUCGAGGCCCCUCUGCAGCGGGGCAGCGGGGACAAGAGCAACGGUGUAACGGCUACAUUGACUUCUGGAAAAAUAAUCGGAAUUGUAUUGGAUGGAUGGCAUGUAGCUUCCUGAUCCCUCAUGACGCGACCGCGACCGUGACCACCGAAGGGUCGCCAUCGACACCCAAGACACCCUCGCCGGAAGCUCAGCCAGUGCACAAUUCCAAGGCAGGAAUCGAUUCUGAUGGGGUACACGGGGCUGAGGGGCGAUGA